UGGUCUCCUUUCUCCCUUCUUCAGACGACAAAGCUUUCAGCUUUCUUUCCCUUCCCUUUCCCGCCCUGAAAAAACCGAAGAAUCAAUCAAUCGAGAGAGAGAGCGAGAGAGAGAUGAGCGACGUCUCGGAACUGCCAAAUAAGGAGGCAAACGUGCUGAAAGGUCACGAAGGAGGAGUCUUAGCCGCAAGAUUCAACGGUGACGGAAAUUAUUGCCUGAGUUGCGGCAAAGACCGCACCAUUCGUCUUUGGAAUCCUCACCGCGGAAUCCACAUUAAGACCUACAAAUCUCACGGUCGUGAAGUUCGCGAUGUUCACGUCACCCAGGAUAAUUCGAAAUUAGUUUCUUGUGGAGGAGACCGACAAGUGUUUUACUGGGAUGUGGCUACUGGUCGUGUAAUUCGGAAAUUCCGAGGACAUGGUAGUGAGGUGAAUGCUGUGAAAUUUAAUGAGUAUGCAUCUGUUGUGGUAUCAGCAGGUUAUGAUCAAUCAUUGCGUGCUUGGGAUUGUAGAUCUCAUAGUACUGAGCCAAUUCAGAUCAUUGACACGUUUUCAGAUAGUGUGAUGUCUGUGUGUUUGACGAAAACUGAAAUCAUUGCUGGAAGUGUUGAUGGUACUGUUAGAACAUUCGACAUUCGUAUUGGGAGAGAAAUAUCUGAUAACUUGGGGCAUCCUGUCAACUGUAUCUCGAUGUCAAAUGAUGGUAACUGCAUAUUAGCGAGUUGCUUAGAUUCUACUUUGCGCCUAUUGGACAGAACUACAGGCGAGCUUUUACAAGAAUAUAAAGGACAUAUAUGUAAGUCAUACAAGUUGGAUUGCUGCCUCACCAACACUGACGCCCAUGUUGCUGGUGGCUCAGAGGAUGGCUACAUUUACUUCUGGGAUCUUGUGGAUGCGUCUGUGUUGUCACGUUUCCGAGCUCAUUCCUCAGUGGUAACAAGUGUGAGUUACCAUCCAACUGACAACUGCAUGGUAAGCGCCUCUGUAGAUGGCACAAUUAAGGUUUGGAAAACAUGAGAAAGAAGGGAGCCAGUAUUCUGGACACCAAGCUGCAAUUCCAUACCAUUUACAUGAACAUAAACAAGAAAGAAGCUCGUUAAGGUCCAACCAAACCCUCUCCUGUAGCGAGAUUCACUUGCUGCCACAUCAAUUCUACUUUUUUUUCUGAGAAUUUUGUACCCAUUUGACAGUCCAUGUAAAACAUCGGUGUUGUAUUGUGUAUCACGGGUUCCAUUUAAAAAGUAGUGGAAACUUGCUUUCUAGCAUCAUCACCUAA
This is a messenger RNA of Populus nigra (black poplar), 1275 nucleotides long. RefSeq lists its product as uncharacterized. The transcript is spliced from 8 exons. The record is from RefSeq and is a predicted model, not a curated record. Gene Ontology annotation, cellular component: catalytic step 2 spliceosome. Lineage: Eukaryota; Viridiplantae; Streptophyta; Magnoliopsida; Malpighiales; Salicaceae. Gene Ontology annotation, molecular function: protein binding. Bases 114 to 1016 code for a protein of 300 amino acids. Gene Ontology annotation, biological process: mRNA splicing, via spliceosome.